CCUCCCUUGGUUUCCUCCCAUUGUAGAAACAGCUGUAGACCGUGAACCGUGGAGUGUGGGUCUAACACGGAUUACCCGGAUACCGGCUGGGUGGGCAUCAAGCAGCGAGAGACAGUAAAUCAGCACUUCUUUCGUUCUUUUCUUCUUCUUUUUUUAAUGAAUUAAGUUUCUCCGCUUUUCUUUUGAAUGGACUUCUUUCCUAUAACAUCAACCAUGGCGACCCGGAUUUUUCAGACCCUGCAUGCGUUACUGAUUCUGGAGUUGAGCUGGGGUAAAAUGUUAUCUGAGGAUCUUGGUGAAGCGGUGCGUCAAGGUGCUGGUGUCUCACCGGCUGUGGAGCAGCGCGUCUUUGCGCACGAGAGCGCAAACCUAGACAUGGUCUCCAUCAAAAUGUUCAAAGUGUACGAGAAGUACAGUAAAGGGCCGCAGAGCCAGAGGGACGGAAACACCGUGAGAGGUUUUAAAGCUGUCCCGAGAGUCUUACACGGCAAAGACGUGUUCCAGUUCAACCUGUCCUCAAUGCAAGAAUCGGAGGUCAUCCUCCACGCCUCUUUUCAUUUCCUCUAUAAGCGGCCGCGCCACCACCAGCAACCCUGGCGUUUCCGAAGGCCCCGCCAACCGUCCAGCGAACAACAGCCUCCUUACCCUCCCUCGCCUCAGCUGCUCUUCUACGGAGCGUCCUCAAAGUCACCUAUUGCAACACCACUGGGGAACCAAACUCUGACUCCUUACAAGAAAGGCUCUUGGCAAUCACUGGAUGUAACAGCAGUGGUGAAAAACAUCAAGGAUGCCAAAGAGCUUGUGGUCACGGUGGAGUUUAAUAUGGGGUUCGGGGCAACUCGGGGGCAUCAGAGAAGCCCUCAUGGCCAAGAGCGCCUUUCUCCAUCUAACCUGCCUUUUAUCUUGCUAUAUGCUGAUGAUCGAGCUAUAGAUGAGCCUAACAGUGUGGCCAUGUCGCUCCAGCGGUACGGGCCUUUCCCUGUAGCGGAGGACGCGUCCCGUUUAGAUUCAGCCUCAGCCUUGAGGAUCCGGAGGGAGCUUCAUCUCCAGACCCAAACCAACGACAUUCCAGAGGUCCAGUACAACACUCUGAAGAAUCAUGAACUGUGGCAGAACACGUAUUUCCCAGCGAAAGCCAAAGCCGCGGCAGUGAAACCUGGAAGGAAGCAGGGCCAGGAGAGCAGCGAGGGCCUGGGCAAGCCCCAGGUGCUAAGCUUUGAUGAGAGGACGAUGAAAAAGGCCAGGAGGAGACAGUGGAGCGAGCCCAGGGUUUGCUCCAGACGUUACCUCAGGGUGGACUUUGCCGACAUCGGCUGGAGCGAGUGGGUUUUGGCGCCAAAGUCAUUUGAUGCCUACUACUGCGCCGGGGCCUGUGGAUUCCCCAUCCCUAAAGUGGUGCAUCCUUCCAAUCACGCCACCAUCCAGAGCAUCGUCAGAGCGGUGGGAAUCGUCCCUGGGGUCCCCGAGCCGUGCUGUGUCCCAGAGAAGUUGAGUCCCCUUAGCGUUCUUUUCCUGGAUACAGAGAAGAAUAUGGUGCUGAAGGUUUACCCCGGCAUGUCUGUGGAUACCUGUGCCUGUCGGUAGGGCCGGACAUUGCUCGUUGAAGAGCAAUGUAGAGGACAACAGAGAUCAGGACAGCUGAGGAUAAACUGAUACCAGUUACAGGGCUCUCCUUCUUUUGAGUCUCAGUUUUGAGAACUCAAGUGAAUUUUGGAUCUGGCAUGAUCCGACGUUGAUCCCACAAUAACCAUAGAUGGGUUUCUCUCCACCCAGGCCACCUUCAUUUCUUUUCCUCCCUUAACCCAAAAGCAGUUUAAAGAAGUGCACUUAAUACCAACCAGUGUAUGUACUGUAAUGUCUUGACCGGCUGGAUGUUGAAGUUAAGUACAAAACUCUUGAAGGUAGAUCUUCAAUUCCUGUUGAUCCCUCAUAAACGUUUUCAGUCUUUUUGGCACACUUUCACUUUUAUAAAGUGAUCUUGUUUGUUUUAAUAUUAGGCAAGAUAAAACUUGAUUUUCUUUGGACUCAGACCUGGUCUGGGAAACGUCUGGGUUUCACCAGUUUCUGAAACCGUCUGUUAUCAGUGUUCUCUGCUGCUUGCCCCUUUUUUGUGAUUCAAAUGAAUUUUUGACACACUGAUGAACUACACAAUGACUAACAAACUCAGAAUGGACUGAGAGACACAAAGGCUGCAUGGCAUCCUGCCAAAUUAAUCAACCCUCAUGUAAAUAGUGUAGCUACUUAUGCAAACUAAUGGUACUUAUUCUUAAGUCAUGUGUCACUAUUGAACACCUCCCAUAUAGCAAGAACUGUUAAUCAUGCAUGAGAGGUAAUGUCUUCUUUAAACUCUAUUUUGAUAGCUUUUGUUUAUAUCUUGUAUAUAAUGAGUGUUACUUGUUUUGUUUCUUUACAACUACCGUGAUUUAAUGUAGACGCCAUGUGUUGCUUGCUUCUGCUAUGUGCUACAGCAGGGAGGAAAAACAGUGCAAGGCUGCCACCUGCUGUGCAUUUUGGGGAAGUUGAAGAGACUAAAACAUAUAGGAGAAAGUUAUAGAACUAUGUGAGGCUAUUUAGAAACUUCUCUUUAAUUCAUAAAUACGGUUGAUCUAAUGUUUGUAAUAACAGUCAAUUUUCAUAGUAAGUAAAAAGGGAUAAGUUUAUCUGACCUUAUAUCUGUAUAGCUAAAAGCAUAUUGGAAUAUUUAUGUGAUGUGUGUUUUAACAAACGUAUGCGUGGUAAGGAUAAUAAACUGAAUUGUACAUACGGUUAAAGAAACUUGCCUUUGACUUUUUUAGGUUUCAUAAAAGAAUUUAAAGCAUAAACCUGUCUAUGUACAUUUGACACUUCACCUCAAUAUAUUAUUGCAGGUCGGUAACAUACAUUAAAUGGAUAACAUUGCUUUAGAUUGCGCAUGUUUCAUGAAAAGUCAGGUUUAUAUCUUGGUUUAUUGAUGUGUCAUGCUAAUCUUGAUAAUUACAGGUAUUAAGUAAAAGUAGCUAGUUU
Molecule: messenger RNA, 3003 nt
Organism: Etheostoma cragini (Arkansas darter)
Lineage: Eukaryota; Metazoa; Chordata; Actinopteri; Perciformes; Percidae
Gene: ifngr1l
Product: growth differentiation factor 10b
Exons: 3
Coding region: 187-1584 (465 amino acids)
Biological process (GO): SMAD protein signal transduction; BMP signaling pathway
Cellular component (GO): extracellular region
Molecular function (GO): growth factor activity; cytokine activity
Source: RefSeq, a predicted model, not a curated record